UGCUGACAACACUCGAGAAUUAUUGAUUCACGCAUUAACAAAAAUCGCGGCCACAUACAAUACAAUUUAUCCAAAAAAGUUCAAAUGAAAUUAUUCGAAAAUGAUUACGAGUUCAGCCGACAGUGAAGAUGUGCAUAACCUCCGAAAUUCUUCCACUCAAAAUGAUUCAUCUGGCGAUAACAUCGAUAAAGAAUUGAACUUCUUGCGACACAAACUAGAAAAGUUCCAACAUCGCAUACUGAAAGAUGUGAUGGAAGAUGUCAUAAGAGAGAUACAUUUAUAUGAAUUCACUAAAAAUGAAUUCAGGAAUUUGAAUCUACAAUAUCAAAACCGCCUAUAUACAUCAUAUAAUCGUGUGAGAGUAACGUCUCAGGAAUCUAAUAGUAACACUAUUAAUAUUGUUAAGCAAAAACAAAGAUUGCCUGAAAAGGUCUUUGUUUCACGAGAGUCUUAUUUGACAGCUCUAUUAGAAGUGGAUCAUAUCAAAACAAUUCUCUACAUAUUCUACGCUAUUUUAUUAGUAUUAUUUUUGAAUACGCUUUGUUACUCAUAUUUUGCAGAAGAAAAAAUAAAGAUUGGACUUGACGCAUUUAAAUCGGGUUUUGAAAAGAUCGAAUAUGUAUUUCUGAUAUGGUGUUUUCAACAUGUCUUUGUCUUUUUAUUAUAUUUCGCAUUCAAAUUGUGGGCAUCGGUACGCUCUAAACUUCAUGAAUUACCUUUUCUACUAUAUUUCUGGUCAAUCGGUUGCCUUAUAAUCUACAUAAGCUCUCAGCUGCUAUUUGGGUACGAAGCUUCUAUAUAUUGUCUAAAAUUGAACUUGCCUUUUGUAUGUGGAGGUGUGCUUCUACUAGAAACUACAAGACUACUUAUGAAGAUGCACUCAUUUGUACGUUUGAAUGCAAGACGAAUAAUCACAGGAAAUCUAAAAUUGGAUAGUGGUGAUAACAAUCUUGAUAAUCCAUUGAACUCUUUAUCAGUGCUAAAAUUUAGCAAUUAUGUGUACUUUCUUUUCGCCCCAACGCUACUCUAUCGUGACAGCUAUCCGCGUACUAGGCAUAUCCGCUGGAAAUUUGCGCUCACACGUUUCAUGGAAGUUGUGGCUGUUGCUUUCAUGUACAGUUAUUUACACGAGAGGUACAUACGUGUGUAUUUCGCUAAUAUGUGUCUUGAGGAGCUACAUGGGCCUCAAAUAGUUGAUAAACUGUUCGGUAUGUUAAUGCCCGGUGCUAUCAUAUUUUUAUGUGGUUUCUAUUUGAUACAACAUUCCUGGCUUAACUUUACUAGUGAAAUAUUAAGAUUUGGUGAUCGUCUGUUUUACAAAAACUGGUGGAGCUUAUCAGCUGUGGACGUAUUCUUCCGCAGUUGGAACAUUCCGAUCCAUGAUUGGUUGUACGAGUUUAUUUAUAAGGAUUUGUACGAAUAUGUUUUCAGACGUUCGAAGGCUAUCGCUGCCUCAUUUACAUUUUUCGUUUCUGCUGCUGUCCAUGAAUAUAUUUUAUCAUUGGCAUUUCACUCAUUCUUUCCAGUCAUAUUUUUCUUCUUUUUUGUAUUCAGUGUACCUAUGUUCCUCAUUGCGGGUAAAGUAAAAAUCGGAAAUUUUCUUUUUUGGAGUCUACAAAUUCUUACCAAUGGCACUAUUAUAACAUUAUAUAGCAUGGAAUAUUACGCACGUCAAAAUUAUCCAAGAUCCCUUGAAAAUUGGUCUGACUAUUUGUUACCAACUAUUUGGGUGUGCUACAAUAAGUAAGAAUAUAUUCUACGGGAAAUACGUCAAAUAGCAAGUAUAUACGACUAUAAUAGGUGAUAUUCUAAGUAAAGAAGACUUUAAAAAAAAUACGUGUUUGUGGUGAAACUAUCUAUAAGCAGUUACAUCGAUCAAUGCAUGUAAUUGCCGAUAGAGAGAGAGAGAGAGAGAUGUCUACUGCAAACCCACCUUCUUGUUAAUAAAUUAAUUGAUUGAAUUAAUUAGUCAUUUUGCUAUCAUUUCAAAUACACGAAAACUACAAUUUAUUAAUAAUAAUAUG
Messenger RNA from Teleopsis dalmanni, 2024 nucleotides. Its product is annotated as sterol O-acyltransferase 1-like. The record is from RefSeq and is a predicted model, not a curated record. The transcript is spliced from 4 exons. Gene Ontology annotation, cellular component: endoplasmic reticulum membrane. Gene Ontology annotation, biological process: cholesterol metabolic process. The coding region runs from base 101 to 1747 and encodes 548 amino acids. NCBI's taxonomy places the organism in Eukaryota, Metazoa, Arthropoda, Insecta, Diptera, Diopsidae.